GCCAGGGUUUCGACUGUCAAUCAGGAAUUCAGAGGCAGAUCUCGCAAAAUCGCUGUCCUUGCAGUCGAGUACGUCAACGGUGUCUGUCUGCAAGAUCUGUUCUACCCUUGGGGCCCUGUCGAGGGGAGGGUCCGGCUCUAUGAAAAGACCAAAUACUCCGCAAGCUUCACCACCAAACAAGGUCAACGCAUGCAGAUCAUGGCUCAGCUUAUGGACGGUAUCAUCACCCAAGAAUUUGCUGGUCUCGAUCAUUGCGGGGUCCUUCCGAAGAACGUCAUUAUCACGAUGCCCAGAAACCACAACAAACCCCGGGCCGUUCUGGUGGACUACGGACGUGCAAUCAUCGACCAGCAGCGGACAUCUCCUGCCGAGUUCUGGAAGCACUUCCCCACCAAACACCACACAAUCCCCAGAUUCGGGCAUAAAAUAUUGGAGCGUUUCAGAGGUUGGGUCCCUCUGGAGUGGCGGGGCCCACCAGACCAUCACGAACACACGCCUUUACUCUACCAAUGGAUGAUGAUAACGUUUGGUGGUUUGGUGGACAACCCGAAAUACACUGUUUUUGUCGACUUUUUCGAGGAGAGAAGGCCCAAGAAAGAACAGCCUUAA
This is a messenger RNA of Colletotrichum navitas, 609 nucleotides long. RefSeq lists its product as uncharacterized. The record is from RefSeq and is a predicted model, not a curated record. The transcript has a single exon. NCBI's taxonomy places the organism in Eukaryota, Fungi, Ascomycota, Sordariomycetes, Glomerellales, Glomerellaceae. The annotation marks the transcript as partial.